AGUCGCUAAUGUAUCGUGGGUCGAGUGAGAAGCCGGCUACGACCGAAUUCACUGUAUCUUACAGCAACAGCAGGCUGAAGGUACUUGGGUGUGAGCACUAUCAGCUCAAGGCCAAGGUUCAGGCCCCAUGCUGCAAUGCAUGGGUCGCCUGUCGCUUCUGUCACGACGACCAGUCCGCGCACACAAUGGACAGAUUUUCCGUCAGUCGCAUGAAGUGCAUGGUCUGCACCCUCGAGCAGCCAAUUGCACAGGCAUGCCAAGGCUGCAAUGCCUCCAUGGGCCGCUACUUUUGCUCUACGUGUAAGCUGCUAGACGAUGCGCCCAACAAGGAUAUCUACCACUGCUCCAAGUGUGGCAUCUGCCGGUGUGGCAAGCAGAGCGACUUCUACCACUGCGAUGUGUGCGAUGCAUGCGUGUCAGUGAAGGCUCGCUCGCUGCACAGAUGCAAAGAGCGGCAAUUGCAUUCCAACUGUCCGAUUUGCGGUGACAGCAUGUUUGAGUCGACAACUGCGGUCGUGCAGGCCGACUGCUCGCACCUGAUGCACAAGGACUGUAUGAGCCAAUAUGUGGAGCACUCGUACAGGUGCCCGGUAUGUUGCGAGUCCAUGUGCGACACAAAGGACAUGUUUAAGCAGAUUGACUCUUACAUGACAUGCAGCACAAUGCCUGGCGAGUACACCACCACGAGGUCAAACAUAUUUUGCAAUGACUGCAAGAAGAGGUCGACAGCGGCGUUCCAUUUCCUGUAUCACAAAUGCCUUGUAUGCGAGUCCUACAACACUAACGUGCUUUCGACCUUCGACACUGCUGCUCCAAAGGCUGCUGCUGAGACUGCCGCGACGUGAUUGGGUGGGGUACCGAAAGGCAAAUAUUUUCAUUUCACGGCUGGCCGACAAGUAGGCUUCUUUUCCUCAGCUUCCUUUCUCUCAAGUUUUAUUUUCCACUGUACAAUGGAGACCACCAAUGCUGGAAAUGCUGCUGAAUGCGAAAAUCGCCGCGACGAAUUGAUGACGACCAGCCUGUGGGUCAACAAACUAAAGUCGCAGUACCUCGAGCAGCUCCAAAAGCAUGCCAAGGACAUCCCAACUGAUGUCGACUCGUUUCCCGAAAACAUCCAUACCCUGAUUGACUACUACAGCACAACCUAUGCGAAGAAUCGUGAUACCCUGCUCGCGUACCAGGCGCGCGAGAUAUUCGCCGAGAGGAUUCGUGGUUCAGCGUUCAUCCCACGCACCAACGAGCUAGAAAAGCUUGAGGCACAG
Messenger RNA from Linderina pennispora, 1262 nucleotides. RefSeq names its product zf-CHY-domain-containing protein. NCBI's taxonomy places the organism in Eukaryota, Fungi, Kickxellomycota, Kickxellomycetes, Kickxellales, Kickxellaceae. Gene Ontology annotation, cellular component: nucleus. Gene Ontology annotation, biological process: protein ubiquitination; ubiquitin-dependent protein catabolic process. The transcript is spliced from 2 exons. Gene Ontology annotation, molecular function: zinc ion binding; ubiquitin protein ligase activity. The record is from RefSeq and is a predicted model, not a curated record. The coding region runs from base 9 to 845 and encodes 278 amino acids.